Salarias fasciatus (jewelled blenny) is the source of this 1168-nucleotide messenger RNA. It is a transcript of the gene tyw5, whose product is annotated as tRNA-yW synthesizing protein 5. NCBI's taxonomy places the organism in Eukaryota, Metazoa, Chordata, Actinopteri, Blenniiformes, Blenniidae. Gene Ontology annotation, molecular function: tRNA binding. The coding region runs from base 79 to 1089 and encodes 336 amino acids. The transcript has 9 exons. The record is from RefSeq and is a predicted model, not a curated record. Gene Ontology annotation, biological process: wybutosine biosynthetic process.
GUGAAGCCCUCAGUGUUUACUUUCUGUUCAAGUGAUUCCAGCUCUAAAACUGUGUUUUAAUUAUUGUUUCAGUAAUUAAUGGAGCUCCAGGAGAGAGAGGCCGUGCGGGUGAUCACGGAGGUGGACAGAGACGUGUUUCUGCGGGACGUUUAUCCACAACGCAGACCGGCCGUGCUCAGAGGAGUGUGUCUGGGUCCGUGUCUGCAGAAGUGGACUGUAGACUACCUGGCAGAGAAAGGAGGCUGCAGGGAGGUGAAGAUCCACGUGUCCACGGUGCCUCAGAUGGAUUUUCUCCACAAAAACUUUGUCUACAGGACUUUACCUUUUAAUGAAUUUGUGAAAAGAGCAUCUGAGACAAAACAUGCCGAUUUCUUCCUUUGUGAGGAUGAGAGCUACUACCUUCGAUCACUUGGGGAGGACGUCCGAAAGGAACCUGCUGAUCUGAGGAAACAGUUCCCGGACCUGGCACAGGAUUUUCAUGUCCCUCCGUUCUUUGAGGCGGAUCAGUUCUUCUCCAGCGUCUUCAGAAUCAGCUCCCAAGCUCUGCAGCUGUGGACGCACUACGAUGUCAUGGACAACCUGCUGGCUCAGGUGACGGGGAGGAAGAGGGUGGUGCUGUACAGCCCCCGGGACGCUCUGCACCUCUACCUGUCAGGUGAUAAAUCGGAGGUCCUGGACAUUGAUAAUCCAGAUCUGACGCUGUUUCCUGACUUUGUGAAGGCAAAGAGAUAUGAAUGUGUGCUGGAGCCAGGAGAUCUGCUCUUCAUCCCGGCUCUUUGGUUCCACAACACGCUGGCGCUGCAGUUCGGAGUCGGCGUUAACGUCUUCUGGCGCCACCUGCCUGCUGACAGCUACGACAGAAAGGACCCGUAUGGGAACAAGGACCCGGUGGCCGCCGGCCGAGCCCUGCAGGCUCUGGAGAGGGCGCUGCACGCUUUGGACGAGCUGCCCGUCGACUAUCGGGACUUCUACGGCCGUCGCAUGAUCCAUCGCAUCCAAAAGAGAACAGUUUACGACAAUACAACGGAAACAAACGCACAGGAUUCUGAUACCUUGGUACCUGGCAGGCCGUCCAUAAAACCUGGUUAAGUCUGCUGAGAGAUGGAAAAGAAGAAAAGUUCAAUGUGAUCACAACUUAUGGACAUGUUUCGUCUUUCUUCUCAAUACA